Messenger RNA from Bactrocera oleae (olive fruit fly), 1378 nucleotides. It is a transcript of the gene endos, whose product is annotated as endosulfine alpha. Gene Ontology annotation, molecular function: protein phosphatase inhibitor activity. The record is from RefSeq and is a predicted model, not a curated record. Gene Ontology annotation, cellular component: cytoplasm. NCBI's taxonomy places the organism in Eukaryota, Metazoa, Arthropoda, Insecta, Diptera, Tephritidae.
UAUUGCAGUGGUAUUAUUUUUUUCAUAUAAUCAUUAUAUCAACCAGUUGAUAUUAUCUCUGCAUAGUACAGUAAUUUUUCAUUACUUUGGAUUUUUAUCAUUAAAAAUAUCAUUAACUAAUAUCUGUGAAGUAUGAGAUUGCCUUGCCUUAGUGGCAACUUUAAAAUAAGUCUACACUCUUAAUACAACUCUGGGUAAAAACAGCCCAAAACGAUUUUAGGAAAGAAAAUUAGCGUGAAAUUUUUGUUUGCAUAAAAUAUUUAAGAUUGUUAGAAAACCCAUAAACUAAGUUCGUUAAAAGAACGUUAGUGAGUUUAUACAACUGUAGACCAAAUAUAAAUAAGUCUCGAGACCGUUACUUUUUCUCUUUUCACCGCUUUACUUUGCGUUGCAUUUAGUGCAAAUCAACGGCUGUGUUAUUGGUUUUUUUUUGCAAUUGGCAAACAUCAAUUAGCGGAGUACCACAUAGUAGCCAUCGCAGACUAAUCGAAGUAGAAAGGAAAAAGUAACAAAUUAAACGAGAAAAGAGUUAAUAAAUUUUACAGCAAUUUAAAUAUAUUUAAAGAUAUGAGCACCGGGGAAGAUUCCAGCCUACCGUCAACACCACCAGAAGUCCCUGAUGCUCAAGAUCAGGCCAAUCCCCGAGAACUAGAGAAAAUAGAAGAAGAAAAAUUAAAGUCAAAGUAUCCAUCUGGUUUGCGUGGCCCUGGGGGUCAUUCGGCUUUUCUUCAAAAGCGGUUACAGAAAGGUCAAAAAUUCUUCGACUCUGGUGAUUACCAAAUGGCAAAGCAAAAAGGUGGUGGAGUAAAGCAAGUGUUUGCCAAUAAAGUGGCAACUGGUGAAGCAAUACCUACUCCGGAAACGGUGCCUGCACGUAAAACAUCGAUAAUACAGCCUUGUACUAAGUUCCCCACGACGAGUUAAAAAAUUUUUGGACUAGUAGUAUUUAUCCUUAUAGGAGAAAAUAUUACUCUAUUUUGUCAAAACAAGUAUAUUCUAUUUUAAAACUUACUUAUCCAUAUUACUCACCAGUUUUCUCAAACUUAACUUAUGAAUAAUAUCUAUUAAUUGAUUCCUAAAUAACAUAUUUCAAUUUAAAAACUACCUUUGUUUAAUAUUGGUAUGAAUUAUUUAAAAUUUAUCUUUUAAUUUGUAGAAUGUUUGGUGUAAUACUUUCAUUAUUUGUGUUGCUGAAAAAUAUUUAAAUAAUUUAAUCAAGGGGUAGUUUUGAGUUUCAGUUUACAACUAAUCAUUUAUCAAACAUUUUUUGUAAUGUAAUUUAUAGGCGUGUUUAAAAUUACACCUUAGUAAGAUACUUCGUUUCAUUUGCUGUAAACUGAAAUCUGAAGAUACGUAAUAAAUAAUUUUUGAAAUAAAA